Molecule: messenger RNA, 4932 nt
Organism: Cladophialophora yegresii CBS 114405
Lineage: Eukaryota; Fungi; Ascomycota; Eurotiomycetes; Chaetothyriales; Herpotrichiellaceae
Product: bloom syndrome protein
Exons: 2
Coding region: 1-4932 (1643 amino acids)
Biological process (GO): DNA replication; double-strand break repair via homologous recombination
Cellular component (GO): nucleus; chromosome; RecQ family helicase-topoisomerase III complex
Molecular function (GO): 3'-5' DNA helicase activity; nucleic acid binding; ATP binding
Source: RefSeq, a predicted model, not a curated record
AUGACCAAGAACAACCUGAGCACCUGUCUUUCAUGGCUGUUGCAGCAUCCACACUCUUUUGGCAACUUGGAUCAUAUAUCAGCUAUCGCUGACACGCCCACUGCGCCGUACGAUGAAGCUAUUGCCGCAAACGCAGACAAUGAGAUGGCAAGACUGCAGUUGGCGCCACAGACGAAUUACCGACCAAAAUUGCAUUCCCAACUGAACAAUGCGCCGAAUCCCUUACCAACACCCACCCCCUCCCGACCGUCAGAAGAGCCGAAGCCGGUAUCGACUCGACCGAAGCAACCGCUGGGAACGCCGUCUGCCCCGCGACACAAUGCUACAAUACGCACCCCUGGAACGGCGUCAGGAAACAUCGGCUUCAGUGAUGGUGUCCUCGAUAUCGAUGAGAUUGAUCUGACAGGGGAUGUCACAACUUCUUCCUUUGGCGAUUUUGGUCCCCCACUUAGGCUGUGGAGGGAAGACUCGGCUUCUCGCGUAGAACCGCUGCCCAAAAAGAGCGGAAAGAAGAGGAAGAGCGAUGAAUAUGAGUCAGAUCUCCUUUCCCCACGAUCCAACCGCAAGACAACAAAGGUUCUGCAGCACGCGACUACGACAGUGUCCUCAGCUCGUGUUCGCCAGAAUGAUCGCUUGGAGAGGCACGUCCAGGAAGGAUUCAGCCUUACACAGACCACUCUUCGCCAAACCCCACCACCAUUAUCGCAAGUAGAAGACGAGUUUUCUGAUUUCUCGAUCAAUGACUUUGAGGAGACCCAAGGUCAGCCGGCGGUCAAACCCGGUGAUGCUCAGCAACAACCAGUACCGACCGGUACUCAGCAAAGUCAGACUUCGAGGCGGACUAAUGUUAUUCCCGAUUCGGAUGAUGAUGAUGAGGAAGGCAUACCAUCUGCUCCAAAGGUUGAGUCCGACCCAACCAGUCCAACUCCCUAUUUGGCUGGGCAAAGCCAUGACCGUUGGGACGCUGUCGGAGAUGUCAAACAGUCGCAAGAAGCCUCCCAAGUGCCCACGCCAUCGCAGCCUCUUAAAUUCUCUCAAUCGCCUCGGAAACCUACCUCUCCCCAUCAUGGCGCUACACUGACCCAACCAGCCACGUCAACUCAGGAACCAAUGUUCAAAAGCAGUGCGGCAAGUACAAAUUCGAGCAAGAACCUUACAUCGGAACAGAAGAACCUUAUCGCCAACUUUGCCAGUAGUGGGCAAGAGCAGCUACAGAGUCUAUUGCAACGGCUCGAACGGUCCAAGAAGGCCGUCGAUGACAAAAUAAUGGACGAGAUAUGUGAAGAUGGCGGUGCGUCUACUGAAUCCAAGGAGAGGCUGAGGGCGAUAGGGAACAAGAUCGCUUCAGCCACGCGGCUACGAGACGAAUUCGAUGCUCUCGCGAAGCUCCGAAAGCACCGAGAGCAAAUGGUGGCUCAACGCAACAAGCUUAGCGGUUCCGGCCACAGCGUCAACCCAGAUGAUCCUGCAGACGUCUUGAUGUCCUUGUGUUCAAAGAUCUUCCAGGCGAAGCGCGAUAUCGACGCCCGAGAAGCAUCGAUUUUCGGACUUCUUGAUCAGAUUGGGGUGUCUACUGCUAGCCAAAUGACAGCACCUCCCACCAAUGUCAGCGACAAGAUUUUCUCUCCCGGAUCCACCGUUUCGGAACAGAACGUUCUUGUAGCCUCGACGCAAAAAGGGCCCCAGUCGAUCUCGAAACAGAUGAAAGACGAGGAUAGACAAGGUCUUUCUCACCUCUCUACUCAGUCAGUCCGUCAAACACCGGCACCCUAUCGAUUCGAUAGGCCGCUAUUAAGCAUUGAAUCGUCGAACCGGAGUCCAUCUCCGCAAUACACAUCGAAGCGAUCGGCGUUCGUGGAACAUGGAGGACCUCUUCAGUCAACUUUGAGGACCGCUCAUUCUGCCGUGCCAGGACCUGCUUUCGCCUACAAUGAGCCCGAAUCGAGUAGUAGGGGAUUCUCAAGAACCAUGGCCAGCCCGACAAGAGACUAUUCGUUCGAGGAAGACGACUUUGAGGACGAUCUAGACGACGAGGAGAUGUACCAAGCAGUCGAGGAAUUCGAGCAGCAUUUGUCGUCACGAACUGCUGAACCGUCAGAGAGACCUGGCCGUGCUGCGCUUGCCGAAGUUAGCGACAAUAUUCGCAAGGUAUCUCCCAAGAAAAAGCCAUCUUCACAACAACCAAGCUCCUCGCAUGCACUGAUGCAACACCCCUGGUCGAAAGAUGUGGCGUCGGCCUUAAAGAAGAAGUUCCACUUGCACGGGUUCCGUCACAAUCAGUUGGAAGCUAUCAACGCAACUCUGGCCGGCAAGGACGCGUUUGUGCUAAUGCCUACUGGAGGGGGCAAAUCUCUGUGUUACCAGCUUCCGGCCGUCAUAAAAUCCGGGCGAACGCGCGGAGUUACUAUUGUGGUCUCGCCCUUGCUCAGUCUGAUGCAAGACCAAGUGGACCAUCUUCAAAAACUGAAGGUCCAAGCACAUCUAAUCAACGGUAACAGUACUCCAGAGGCGCGCAACUGGGUCCGCCAAGCCUUGCAGGAUCCCAACCCGGAAGAAGUAUUGCAGCUUCUAUAUGUGACGCCAGAGAUGUUGGGCAAGAGUCAAGCCAUGGUCUCCGCGUUCGAAGCUCUAUACAGACGAAAGCGCCUGGCUCGAAUUGUGAUUGACGAGGCUCACUGUGUCAGUCAAUGGGGACACGAUUUUCGACCAGAUUACAAAAGCCUGGGCGAAGUUCGUAAGCGGUUCAAGGAAGUACCUGUCAUGGCCUUGACAGCAACAGCGACUGAGAACGUCAAGAUCGAUGUCAUGCACAACCUUGGGAUGAGGGAUGCGGAGGUCCUCACGCAAAGCUUCAACAGACCCAACCUCACGUACGAGGUGAGGCCUAAAGGCAAAAACACUGAGGUACUUCAGAGCAUCGCAGACACCAUCAAGAGCUCUUACAGGGGACAAGCGGGUGUUGUGUAUUGCCUGUCGCGUUCGAACUGCGAGAAAGUGGCGCAGGAUUUGAGCGACAAAUUCCAAAUCGAGGCACAGCACUACCAUGCCGGUAUGCCAUCGGAGGAGAGGAUCGACAUUCAGAAGAGGUGGCAAGCUGGAGAGUUCAAGGUGAUAGUCGCUACCAUUGCCUUUGGCAUGGGGAUCGACAAGUCGGACGUCAGAUUUGUCAUGCAUCAUUCCAUGCCGAAGAGUCUAGAGGGCUACUACCAGGAGACCGGCCGAGCUGGUCGUGACGGCAAGAGAUCCGGUUGCUACCUGUACUAUGGUUACCGUGACUCGAAGCUGCUCAAGCAGAUGAUCGAGAAAGGUGACGGCAGCAACGAGCAGAAGGAGCGCCAAUACCAGCUUCUGCGAAAUAUGGUCCAGUUCUGUGAAAAUCGGAGUGAUUGCCGCAGGGUCCAAGUCCUGGGCUAUUUCAACGAACAUUUCAACCGCGCAGACUGCGAGAACGGGUGCGACAACUGCAACUCUACCAGCACUUUCGAGACACAAGACUUUUCUGAGCAUGCACGUGCCGCGAUCAGCAUUGUGAGAGAGAUAUAUCGCUCCAAGGUGACAGUCCUGCACUGUGUGGACAUAUACCGUGGUAGCCGCAACAAGAAGAUCACCCAGCUGGAGCAUAACACGCUCGCCGAGUAUGGCAAGGGUGCCCACCUGGUCAGAGGAGACGUCGAGCGUUUGUUUCACAGACUCAUCAGUGAGAAGGCUCUGACGGAGUAUAACAAGGUCAACAAGGCUGGGUUUUCGACACAAUAUAUCAAACCGGGCCCCGUAGCCCGUGAUUUCGAGGCAGGCCGGCGAUCUCUGAAGAUCCAAGUCCUUGCAUCACCACACGAGAAAGCUAGGACCAGCGCACCACCACCUCAGAGAGCCCGCCAAAAAGGACAGGGAACCGGUGUUAGAGCCGCUGGGGAUUACUAUCCUACAUCAACCAACGUGUCGUCUCCUCUACAGCCUCGCACCAACCGAAAGCUUCCACGCCCCGUCGAAGACCCGAAUUCUGAUGAUGAGGACUUCAUUGUGCACACAAGUGAGAUGGAAGGCGAUGAUGGGCGUGGUGCCGAGGACGAUGACGCCUUCGACGACAAUCCUGCGUUGGACCACUCUGUAACCCGAAAGACCAAGCUGGGCCCUCCCAUCACAGCGGAUACAAGCACGAGCUUGAAUUCCAUCCAUCAGCACAUUCUCGAUGAUUUUAUCCAGAAUGCGCGAGCUCAAAUCAAGCGUAUAUCCAUCACGAAAGCUCUCCGGCAGGUACCAAUCACAGAUCGUACCUUGCGUCUGAUCGGUGUCGAAUUUCCACAGGAUCCAACGCAGCUGCAACAGAUGAGCGGCAUGAACGACGAGAUGUUCAAGAUGUUUGGGCCUGUCUUGCUUCGAUUGAUAAAGUCGGCGUUCAAUAACUACGAGGCGAUGAUGAGAGCGCAAGAAGGUCGACCUGAUGAUCCGAAUCACCAGACAGUCAUCGAGAUAGACGAUGACGAUGCUAGCGGGGAGGAGCCCGGAACCGACGUCGAUAUGGACGACGUGGACGAGACCGAGAGUGGCCAUUACUUUAGCGUACCUGACGAUGACGACAAGUCGGGCGGAAGGGCGCUUCCGGCUUCGUUUUCUGAGAACAAGUCUCGCAAGACAACCGGGAAGAAGGCCCCGUCUCGUUCGAGGUCGGUUUCCAGAAAUCGGAAGGGUUCUCGCGGUUUCCAGCGUGGUGGUGGCGGCGGCGGCACCGGCAACAGCAGCUCGAGAGCAAGGACGAGUGCUGCGAAAGGAAAGAGGGUCAGUGGUGGUGUUGCGCGGAAGGGAAAGAGCAACUCUAGUGCCCGUUCAAGCACCAGCAGUGCUGGGUUGUCGCGAUUUGUGCCCAAGAACAACAAGACUGGAUCGUCACAGCACAGCGCAGGUGGAAGCAAGAUCAGCAUGAUGCCGACUUAA